Drosophila suzukii is the source of this 702-nucleotide messenger RNA. The record is from RefSeq and is a predicted model, not a curated record. NCBI's taxonomy places the organism in Eukaryota, Metazoa, Arthropoda, Insecta, Diptera, Drosophilidae.
UCAGUUUGAAUAAGUUGCGAUCGAAGCAAAAGUCUGGAAAUGCGUGCCUACAUUGCAAUUAUUCUUCUUGCCCUAGUGGCAGUGGUGUUGGCCCAAGGAGGCGGUGGAAGACGCGGAGGCCGUGGUAGCCGAGGAUUCGAUGUUGGUCGCAGCGUGGGAUCAUUCCGCAGACGUGGCUUCAACGGUGGCUUCCAAGACUUCAGAGGUCCUAGAGGAUUUGGCGGUCGCGGUGCUUUCGGAGGUCCUGGUUGCUUUCCUCCUAAGAGAUGGGCUCCACCUUGUCGUCGCCCAAGACCUUGCUUUACCACUACAGAGAGUCCUUUGGACAGCUCCUCCAGCUCCACUGAUAGCAGCUCCUCUACUGAUAGCUCGACUGAUAGCAGCUCCACCGAAAGCAGCUCGACUGAACAGAGCUCUACUGAACAGAGCUCCACCGAACAGAGCUCCACUGAACAGAGCUCCACUGAUAGCAGCUCCACUGAACAGAGCUCCACUGAUAGCAGCUCCACUGAACAGAGCUCCACUGAUAGCAGCUCCACUGAACAGAGCUCCACUGAUAGCAGCUCCACUGAACAGAGCUCCACUGAUAGCAGCUCCACUGAACAGAGCUCCACUGUAAGCUCUACUUCGGGUUAGAUUAAAAGAUCUACCAAAGAAAAAGAAUUCAAACUGUAUACAAAUAAAAUCCAUUUUGCACUGUAA